AAUUUUUAUAAAUUUAACAAAAUAUAUUCCAAUGGUGUCAUUUUUUGGAUUUGGCCAAUCAGCAGAAAUUGCAAUUCAACUCAAAAAUGAAGAACAACAAAGGACAACUAGAAUAAGAGUUGAUGAUGGACAAUAUGAGACUUUUUAUUUAUUUUAUGAUGGGGAAAAUGUUGAGGGAGAAGUUUUGAUUAAUUUGAAGAAGCCUGGACAAAAAUUGGAACAUCAAGGAAUUCGAAUUGAUUUUGUGGGACAGAUUGUUUAUUAUGAUAGAGGUAAUCAACACGAUUUUCUUUAUCAGUCAAAAGAAUUAUCUAAAGCUGGGGAUUUGUAUCAAAAUACAAAAUUUAAAUUUUGUUUUGCUAAUGCGAGUAAACCGUAUGAAACUUAUAUGGGAUCAAAUGUCAAAUUACGCUAUUUUCUACGUGUCACAAUUAUGAGGAGACUUACUGACAUUGUAAAUGAAAUGGAGAUUGCUGUUCACUCAUUAGCUACUUAUCCAGAUAAUGAUGCUAGUAUUAAAAUGGAAGUUGGAAUUGAGGAUUGUCUACAUAUUGAGUUUGAAUAUAACAAAUCAAGAUAUCAUUUAAAAGAUGUUAUUGUUGGAAAGAUUUAUUUCCUUUUGGUUCGAAUUAAAAUUAAAUGUAUGGAAAUUGCAAUAUUAAAAAGAGAAUCUGUCGGUAACGGUCCAAAUAUUUUUAAUGAAAGCGAUAAUAUUGCAAAAUAUGAAAUUAUGGAUGGAGCCCCUGUUAAAGGAGAAUCAAUUCCAAUUAGACUUUUUCUUGCUGGUUAUGAUUUAACUCCAACAAUGAGGGAUGUUGCCAAACGUUUUUCUGUUCGUUACUUUUUAAAUUUGGUUUUAAUUGAUGAAGAGGAUAGACGAUAUUUUAAACAACAGGAAAUAAUUCUUUGGAGGAGAUUAGAAAAACCUUUUGCUAUUCGACAACCAAUUCAACAACAUUUCCAGCAAUCUCAGGGCCCAACGGCUCGUGCUUCUAUGGGUUCACCUCCAUCCUCUCCUUUACCUACAAAUUCUUCUGUUGAAGAAUUAAUUGAAAAUAAACAACAAGAUGAGGAGGAAGAGGAGGAAGAAUAA
Meloidogyne enterolobii is the source of this 1093-nucleotide messenger RNA. The record is from the annotation of a GenBank genome assembly. Lineage: Eukaryota; Metazoa; Nematoda; Chromadorea; Rhabditida; Meloidogynidae.